AUGGCAAACCCUGAAUUUUCGCAAUUUGUCCUGAAAAUGUCGAGUGGAUCUAGCAGUCGAACCACAAUUCUUCAUCCUCACAUAUUAGACUCUGAAGUGCGUCAGAAAACUCAUUUUCAAGAGGACAAGGAAGUAGCAUACGUUGGAUUUGUGAACGCUGCAGAAGAAAGUAGUGCUAUUUUCUCUCGAGAAAAAUUUUCUGAGAACCUAGCUAGCAUGACACACCAAAGCUAUAGAUCGAGUUUAGGUGUGGAUAUGAUUGGCUUGAACCAUGAGACUCCUAAUUCAUUGUCCGAUCAGAUACAACGUCACCAUUAUGCUAUACUUUGUUUCUCGUCCAUGUAUUUCCUUGAGAAGUCUAAAAAAGGUGACAGCCAUUUUAGGAACUCAACUGCAUCAGAACCCAACAAGAAGAUCCGAAAUCCACAAGAUAAGUAUAGUUGCGUCGAUUGGUGCAAAGAUUAG
Messenger RNA from Striga asiatica, 465 nucleotides. NCBI's taxonomy places the organism in Eukaryota, Viridiplantae, Streptophyta, Magnoliopsida, Lamiales, Orobanchaceae. The record is from the annotation of a GenBank genome assembly.